AUGCUGCCAGUUUUUGAAACCUUCAAGGAGAGACCUUGGCUCACCGUGUUGGCUUUGAUAGGUCUCUACUACUGCGUGAUUGUUCCCGGUCGAAGAAUUAUUCACACAUAUCGAGUCCGUCAAAAGUAUCUGGACAUUCCAAGUCUGCCACGGCAUCCAUUGUGGGGCAAUCUGGUCAAUGUCGGGAUGAAACUCGAUCCUACCAUAAAUCGGCAUCCAGAUUAUGGAUUUGAGGAGAUUUGGAACGAACUUGGCCACCCUCCUGCGUUCUUGUUCGACCUGAACCCAAUUGACAACGCAUUCCUCGUUAUUGCGGAUCCCACGGUGGCAGAAAAUUUCAUUCAACCAAGUCCACAGUUCAAGUACUCGACGUUGAAAAGUGAUACUCUCUCGUCGCUUUACCGCCUGAUUGGGCGGGAGUCUCUGAUUAUUGUAGAAGGCGAGGAGUGGAAGAACCUUCGCAAACGUUUCAACCGUGGCUUUGCUCCUGCCCAUCUGCAUUCACUGUCGCCGUUAAUCAUUUCCAAGACAAGAAUAUUCAUCGACAGAUUAAAGGGUGUAGCGAAAACCGGCGAGGUGUUUGAACUGAAAGACUACAGUCAAGACCUGACUACCGAUAUUAUUACCCAGCUCACCAUUGAGAAAGACUUCCGCGCACAAACUACGCCAGAAGGGCAGGGCCACAAAAGCAGGCUUGGGUUACUGACAGCCUCACGGGACUUGUCGGAGUUGAUGUUCAAGACUGGUCAAGGAUUCAAUCCGUUCGCCUAUUUCGAUAUCAUCCGCCCAACAAAAGCAUGGUUUUACGAGCAAGUGUUCAACCACGAAUUGACAAAAGUUAUCAAACAGCAGAUCGAAGCCGAAAGAUCUUCCGAAGAGAAUACCAACAGUGAUGCCACCAAGGAGGACAAAUCAAAUGCACUGCAAGUCAAAUCAAUUUUGCGUCUCGCAUUGUCUGGACUUGAACCGACCCAGGAACUCAUUCGCAAUUCGGUGUCGCAGAUCAAAUCCUUCCUGUUCGCGGGACAGGAUACAACUGCCACAUUGAUCCAAUGGAUGUGCUUUGAACUUUCCAAGAGCUCAUUUUCUGACCAUCACCGCCAGAUCGCGAAGAACUUGGUCAAGGAACACGAUAAAGUAUUUGGAGUCACUGAUGACCCUUUCCAUGCUCUAGACAUCCUUGGGAAAGAGGAUGACCAAGGCCGCAAGGACGCCGAAGCAAUCCUCGGGAGCGGACUGCCAUACACGACGGCUUUCAUUCGUGAAACCCUCAGAUUACACGCUCCGGCAGGCACAGCUCGACGCAUUCCUGACAUAACCCCAGAAAACCCUACUCCAUUUAAGGUUGCACUCCCAGUCUCUCCAGACUCGACAGAAACAAAGGAUGUCGUGGUCAAUGGUCUGAGGGUGUAUCCCGCUCAUUAUCUCAUCCACCGGAACACAUCAAUCUGGGGCGAAGAUGCGGCCGUGUUCCGUCCAGAAAGAUGGCUUGAUGAAGACUAUAUCUCAAAGCUACCCCCUGGGUCAUGGCGACCGUUCGAACGCGGUCCUAGAAAUUGCAUCGGCCAAGAGCUGGCACUUCUAGAAGCGAAGGUCGUGCUCUGUGCGGUGGCUAGAGGACUUCUAUUUCACAAGGUGGGGUAUUCCGGGAAGAAGGCGGCGGGCAUUGUAAAGGGAGAUGGGACGGACGAUCCUGAGAGGGAGAUCUGGAGUAAGCACAGCGUCACAUCGGUAGUUAUGGAUGGGAUGAAGAUGAAGGUAGAAUUGAAGGAAUGA
Molecule: messenger RNA, 1776 nt
Organism: Exophiala bonariae
Lineage: Eukaryota; Fungi; Ascomycota; Eurotiomycetes; Chaetothyriales; Herpotrichiellaceae
Exons: 1
Coding region: 1-1776 (591 amino acids)
Molecular function (GO): iron ion binding; oxidoreductase activity, acting on paired donors, with incorporation or reduction of molecular oxygen; monooxygenase activity
Source: RefSeq, a predicted model, not a curated record